AUGGCCACCGACGAGCUCGCCCCCGCCCCCCCUCCCGCUCCGGCCGCCGUCGCCCCAUCCCCGGCCGGGGGCGACCACUCCCCGGCCUUCUCGUUCAGCAUCUGGCCGCCGACGCAGCGCACCCGGGACGCGGUGGUGCGGCGCCUCGUGGACACGCUCGCGGGGGACACCAUCCUCUGCAAGCGCUACGGCGCCGUGCCGACCGCCGACGCCGACCCCGCGGCGCGCGCCAUCGAGGCCGAGGCCUUCGACGCCGCCGCCGCCGCCACGGGAGGCGCCGCCGCCUCCGUGGAGGAGGGGAUCGAGGCGCUGCAGUUCUACUCCAAGGAGGUGAGCCGCCGCCUGCUCGACUUCGUCAAGUCCCGCUCCGCGGACGCCAAGGCCGACCCGCCGUCCGAGGAGGCCCAGGCCCCUGCCGCGCCCGAGGCCGAGGCCGCCGAGCCCGCGUCGUGA
Molecule: messenger RNA, 453 nt
Organism: Miscanthus lutarioriparius
Lineage: Eukaryota; Viridiplantae; Streptophyta; Magnoliopsida; Poales; Poaceae
Source: the annotation of a GenBank genome assembly